Messenger RNA from Fusarium musae, 1110 nucleotides. RefSeq lists its product as uncharacterized. NCBI's taxonomy places the organism in Eukaryota, Fungi, Ascomycota, Sordariomycetes, Hypocreales, Nectriaceae. The coding region runs from base 1 to 1110 and encodes 369 amino acids. The transcript has a single exon. The record is from RefSeq and is a predicted model, not a curated record.
AUGCCACCCCGACCGAUCGAUAUGUCGCUCGAUUUACAGCAUACUACGAAAGCCGUGGUGGCGUGGGCAAUGGAGGACGGUACGAUGCAGUUUUUGACCAGGCCGGAUCCGAAGUCGAGUGUCAUCACGCUCAAGACGUGGUUUAACGCUGAGGCUGCUUUUUUUGAGCUGGCUGUGCCUAUCAAGCUCAAGGGCGUUGGUGUCGUCGCGGAUGCCAUUCUUCGAGUUUGUGCGUCAUCCAUCGUUUCUCUUCAGGCUGUCAAGAGCCCGAGUGUCCCCCCGGCAAUAGGAGAGGCGUUCAAGUCCACCACGCUGAGUCUCGACUUUACAUUGAGCCGCCCUCCCGCCAUAAUUGUCCACGCCGCUGCUACCGAGCCGUUAUCUCCAUCGAAAAGAUCCUCCGGAGUAGUCCUCGACGCUAUACGCCAUCUAUCCAAGACCACUGCCUUCUCCGUCCACAUCGAUGCUCGAGAUGCGCCGCCCAACAUGCAACAAGUCACCGAUGCAGCCAGUCAAGGUCUCUUCAGGUCCUGCAGCACCCGAUACCAUAUCGCCAGUUUGUACGGCGGCAUCGGAGGCAAGCUCGCUGACUCGGCAGACUCAGCCGAUACAGCCCCGCCUCCAUCUUACCAAGAAACCACAACAUCCUCCCCUCCGCCUCCCCUGAUCCAGCAGCCCGCUAGCAAAAAGCGCCCUCGCCAAGAUACCAACACCGAUACCGAACGCGACGACAUCAGCCUCCUCUGGGGUGAACUCCGCGCUAUUAAAGAAGCGCAAAGCGGGGUCGACGUCAAAAAAGUACAAGGUCGAGUCGAAGCCUUGGAGACGGAGAACCAGAAGCUGAAGGAGCAAAAUAAGGAGCUGGCCCAAAGCCUGGUCAGUCUCCAAGAGCGAUACGACGCCUUGGAGGAUCGUUUUGCGGCCCUUGAUUCCAAGAAUGACGAGCUUGCGGAAACCUAUGACCUCGCGUUCGCGGAUCUGGGUGAGAACAUUGACAGGCUUGAGGGUGUCGUUGAUUUCGUCCACGAAGGAGGGGUUCGUGACGAGUCACUCAAGGUCAUUAAAGACGCUGUUGUCCAGGAGAUUAUGACGCGGCUGGCCAAUGGGUGA